This is a messenger RNA of Penicillium subrubescens, 3510 nucleotides long. RefSeq lists its product as uncharacterized. The record is from RefSeq and is a predicted model, not a curated record. Lineage: Eukaryota; Fungi; Ascomycota; Eurotiomycetes; Eurotiales; Aspergillaceae. Bases 177 to 3383 code for a protein of 1068 amino acids. The transcript has 4 exons.
CAGAUCACAGUUGAACAGCCAUGCCAUGAAACAGUGAAAAAAAAAGCAUUGAGGUCGAAGCUCCUUUCUUCCCCUCGAGAGGCUGCCAUAUCUAUCAUCUUUCCUCUCCAAUUCUUGUCUCCGAAUUCUACCCCUAACAUCUCCUCUAUCUUUUUCCACUCCCGCGAGCUCCGAAAAUGACUGUUUCUAAAGGUGUCGAGCCAUGGGCCGAGGGCGCAGAAAAAUAUAGGGGCCAACGCCUCUUACCCCACGUUAUUGACUAUUACGCCCAUCAUGAACCCGAUCGCGUAUUUGCUGCCAUUUCUGAGUCUGAGAGCAUUGCCAAUGGCUUCCGGGAUGUUUCUAUGAAGACAAUGGCUACGGCCGUUGACCACAUGGCUUGGUGGCUAGAGCGAACCCUAAGAGGCAGCAAAAAACGACGGACAUUGGCCUAUGUUGGCGCAGCCGACUUGCGAUAUGCGAUUGUGCUGCUGGCAGCUAUCAAAUGUGGAUGGAGGACGAUUUUUAUCUCGCCGCGCAACCCCGCGAUUCUCAACCUCGGCCUGCUCCAGCAGGUCGACGUCAGUGCGCUUCUAUACGCAGACGUUCUACGGUCAAUGGCCAAAAGCUUGCAGAAAUUCGACCCUUCAAUGUCCUGCAAGCAAGUGCCUUCAAUGGCCGAUUUGAUCAAGUCGCAAGCUCCACCAUACCGCUUUGAAGCCUCAUGGCACGAUUUGAAAGAUGACAAGUGCUUGAUUUUACAUUCAUCCGGAUCGACAGGUCCGCCUAAGCUCGUGUAUCUCACCCAUUACACCUUUUCUUGCACUGAUAACGACCCCAAAGUGCCCGUGCCAGAGGGUCGACGACCGCAAAAUGCAGCGCAAUUCCACUUUGAUCCGCCCGGGCGCUUUUAUUCUUGCUUCCCACCAUAUCAUAUGGCUGGUGUGCAAUCAUUUACACUUUUGCCGGCUUUCUCACAAACGGCAACUGUUAUAAUGGGCCCGCCCAUGAUGCCUCCCAGUGGUUUCUUGGUGGAUUCGAUCAUGAAGCAGCAGGAAGUUCGAGCUCUUUACCUGCCUCCCUCGGUGAUUGAGCAAUGGGCAAUUGAGCCAGCCGCUUACCAACAAGCAGAGAAUCUAGAUUUUGUGCUAUACAGUGGCGGACCCUUGGCGAACAGCGUUGGAAACCGCCUCGACCAGAUCACGGAUGUCUGCCAGAUGUACGGUUCACUCGAGAUGGGCCAAAUCCAAAUGCUCGUGCCCAACCCGGGAGAGUGGGAUUACUUAGAACCCAAUCCUGCCGAAGAAUGUGAUUUCCAGGAAGUGGAUGAAGGGGAGGGCGUCUACGAGCUGGUGUUGCACCCCGACAAGAAGUUCAUCGGCCAGCGCUCCCUUGCGCACACAUUCCCUGAUGUCACGAACGAGUGGCGGACCAAAGACUUGUUUAAGCCUCACCCGUCGAAACCAGGGCUGUGGCGCUUCCAUUCACGCACUGACGAUAUCAUCGUAUUGGCGAGCAGCCAUAAAGUAUGGCCUAUCCCCAUGGAGAACACUUUGGCUGGCGACCCCCUUAUUGGCGGUGCUUUGAUGGUCGGCAAUGGUCGUCCUGAGGUGCUCCUUUUGGUUGAACCACGGCCCGGACCGCAGGUGGACCGAAUGAGCAAAAAAGAAUUCAUUGACGCUAUCUGGCCUACCAUCUCGCAGGCGAACGCGAAUGCACCCGAAUACGGCAAGAUCCGCCGGUCGCGAAUUGUUCUCAGCCAGCCAAACCUGGGAUUCUUCCGAGCUCCCAAGGGAACUAUUUCGCGGAAGCCCACUGAGUCGCUGUACGCUGAGUACAUUGCGGCCGCCUUUAUUGACGGCACUACGGAUGAGCAGAGCGAGAUUGGCAUCCUGGAGAAUCACUGGCUUGACGAGGCCAAGAGGUUCAUUGGCUCCGUUGUGCACGAUAUUCGACCGGAUAUCACUCUGAGAGAAAGUGACGAUUUCUUUGUCGCCAAGGCUAUGGACUCGCUCACAGUGCUGGAACUCGGCCAGAAGCUGAGGUUGGGUCUUAUCCGACGCAUGAAUCCGGAAAAAAACACAAUCAACUUCUGGCUUCGUACGGUGUUUGAAAAUCCCUCCAUCGAAGCUCUGGCCAAGGCUACGCUUGAUGCUGUUUUUGGUCAAGUAGACUCUGACGAAUACAACUCUCGGGGUUUCAACCUGGAGCACGUAUUGGAGGAGUGUGUAGCUCAGUUACCCGAGCCCAGUGGGUUAGAGCCAGAACUUGAGCUUCCCACUGAGGAUAUCAAGGUUGUGCUGCUCGGCUCUCGAGGCCGUCUGGGUCCGUAUAUUGUCAGAGAUCUGCUGAAUGACCCCCGUGUGGCUGGCAUCAAAUGUCUUGACCGAGGUGGCAGUGGCCAAGCAGAAUUCCAGCGCCGUGCCGAUGAGCUCGGCAUAGACGUGGAUGCUAGCAACGCGCGAUUACAGUUCAUUUCCAUGGAGCUCUCCCAUCCCAACUUGGGCCUCUCCCAAAAUCAGAUGGACGAAAUCCUGCACCACGCCGAUGUGAUUAUUCACAAUGUCUGGGCUGUCAACUUCGCGCUCUCGCUGUCUUCUUUCAAACCCGAGAUGCUGAAGAGUCUCAACACAGUCAUCGAGAUCGCAAACAAGGCCCCGUCUCGACCUCGUAUCGUGUUUGCAUCCAGCACGGGCACUGUAUCGGCAUGGGCCAAGGCCGUGGCGCCGAAUGUGCCCGUCCCCGAGGAGGUCAUCAAGUGCGCUAGUGCCGCAACUUUGACUGGUUACGCCCAAUCCAAGCACGUCGCAGAGCGACUACUAGCCGCCGCCGGUGCCAAGCUCAAAAUUCCCAUUUCCAUCCUACGCAUUGGCCAAAUCGCCGGCCCAACCACCAUUGGCGAUGGCGGCAAAUGGGAAAGUCACGACUGGAUGCACUCGCUCGCCAUCCUCUCCAAGGCCUGCGGCUUGGUACCCUCCGAUGUGGCGGAAAUUGACUGGGUCCCCGUCGACCAAGUCUCACGCAUAGUGUCCGACAUCACGCUACAGGAGAAACACGAAGGCGAGACCGGAACGCCCUUCGUCCAAUUAUAUAACGUCCUGCACCCGCGACCAAUUCAAUUCUCCGUGUUCGCGGAUGCUCUGCAAUCGUGUAUCUCUUCCUCGCGGCAGGUGGGAUUCCACGCCUGGGUCGAUCAUCUUUCGGGUCUGACCCCGGAUAAGCUUUCCAAGGAAGCAGAGACUGAGAAGACGCGCAUUUUGCCCUUCUUCCAGGCGAUUGCGGAAGAGCAAUACCCCAAGUUUAGUCUUGAGAAGGCCAAGAAAGCCAGUGCUGUGAUGGCAGAGAUGAAGCCUAUUGAUCAGGAGCUGUUGACGAAAUGGUGCCAACAGUGGACGAAGACUUAGGUUUACUGGCAUGGUGUGGAUGUUGAGGUGAUGAUCUACUGAAUGACUUGAUCAUGGGCGAUGGCCCUGACAGAGGCUUUAACGAUUUAUGAAUAGCAUUAUGUUUGAGCACUUGAUUAGCGAAAUA